Molecule: messenger RNA, 1457 nt
Organism: Epinephelus fuscoguttatus (brown-marbled grouper)
Lineage: Eukaryota; Metazoa; Chordata; Actinopteri; Perciformes; Serranidae
Gene: btr02
Product: bloodthirsty-related gene family, member 2
Exons: 7
Coding region: 141-1457 (438 amino acids)
Molecular function (GO): protein binding
Source: RefSeq, a predicted model, not a curated record
AGACAACACAAUCACCUCAGCGCACCUGUUCAGUGGACACCAUUAGCAGUCUUUACGUUGUAUUUCAUACCUGAAACUGUGAACAGAAUCAGUGCAGACCAGAAGCAGUGUUACCUGGACAAGAAAAACUUGAAAAGAGCAUGGCCUCUACAAUUAGCCUCCUUCCCGAGAAGCACUUUUUGUGUCCUCUGUGUAGAGACAUCUUCACAAGUCCAGUGACCGUACCAUGUGGUCACAGCUUCUGCUUGUCCUGUCUCUCCCACUACUGGACACGACACCAGUCCAAAUACUGCCCCCACUGUAGGAGACUGUUUGCUGACAAGCCGGACCUCAGUGUCAACCACAUUCUGGCGGACAUCUCAGACAACUACAGGAAGAAUCGACCACAGAAACCACCUGAUGAGGAAACGGUUAUAGAUGUCGAGCAAAUGAUUCAGGAAAGGCUGCAGAAGAUAGAAAGGUUUAAAUAUGCUCUCGAGCUCCAAAAGAGCUCCUACCUCAGAGAGGUGCGAGAGAGCCAGAAGGUCUUCUCUGCCCUCGUACAUGCCAUGGAGAAGAGUCACAAAGCAGUUGUUGAUGCAAUUGAGGUGAGACAGAGAGAAGAGGCAAAGAGAAUAGAAACGCUGGUGAAAGAGAUCGAACAGGAGAUCCGGGAGCUGAAGAAGGAGACCACUGAACCUGAUCUGCUGAUUCCUGUACACAGCGAUCAAAGUGACGAUACCAAGCAAGUUACCGUGAGCGUUGUUCCAAAAAUGUGCCCCUCUGAGAUGAAGGACUGGUCCAAGGUUACAGCAGAAACUGACCCUUGUAUUGGGGUCACCAGACAAGCACUGACAGACAUCAUGGAGAAGAUAAAAGUAGAAGUCAACAGGCUCUCCAAAGCUGAACUCAAGAGAAUAGAGAAGUACACAGUGGAUGUCAACCUGAGUGCUAAGACAGCCCACCCCUCCCUCUCUGUCUCAGAUGACAGAAAACAAGUGAGACACACGGACAAGCUUCAGGAGGUACCAGAUAACCCCAAGCGGUUCGACCGUGUGGCGAACAUACUGGCCAAAGAAAGUCUCAGCUGUGGGAGGUGCUACUGGGAGGUGGAAGUCGGGGAGAAGAUCGAGUGGACUCUGGGUGUUGCGAGACAGUCCAUAAAUAGGAAGGGCAAGUUCACUGUCUGCCCUGCGAAUGGUUUCUGGACUUUAAGCCUGAAGGCUGGAGGCCAGUUCAUUGCCAACACCUCUCCUGUCACGCUGUUGGCUCUGGAACAGAAACCCAAGAGGGUGGGCGUGUUCCUGGACUACACAGAAGGCCGCGUGUCCUUCUACUGUGCAGAAUCAGGAGUCCACAUCCACACCUUCACAGAUGCAUUUACAGACAGACUUCAUCCGUUCUUCAGUCCUGGUCGCCUGCAUGGCGGCAAAAACGCUGCUCCCCUAAUCAUCUCUUCUAGCUUUUGCAGCAUAUAA